Messenger RNA from Cryptotermes secundus, 2566 nucleotides. RefSeq lists its product as uncharacterized. The coding region runs from base 416 to 1948 and encodes 510 amino acids. Lineage: Eukaryota; Metazoa; Arthropoda; Insecta; Blattodea; Kalotermitidae. The record is from RefSeq and is a predicted model, not a curated record. The transcript has 7 exons.
GAUGAGUAGGGUCUGGAGCGGUCUCGAGAUUAAAUGAAAAGUAUACGAGCGUUUGAUUAAGUAAUGGGAGAUUUCUUACUCGUAUGUCCCUACAAAAAUGAGAUUAUAUUGAAGUUGUUAAAAAUAAAGGGCAAAACACUUGAUUGUUUACUCUUAAUUCUCAAAAAACGUAAACUGUUAGUUAUCUAAGGAAUAUUGCAAUAUCAUCGCACAGUGAAGUCUCAUACAUAUUACAUAAGGACUUUGUAUUUCACAUUAAAUCGCUGUUAGGUGAUAAUAUUUUUAUGGCGUCAUGUCAUUAUGCUUCAUGAAUGGUAUAGUGGAGUAGAAGACUUAAACGACACGGUACUUAGGAGGAAUUAUCCAGGAUCGGCCGAUACAAGCCCAAGUAUUGCACCACACGAUAGUAAAGGAUAUGGAGGUUGCUGAUAAAGACUGUGAGGUACCAGAAGUGCCAUCCUUUGUGGAAGAUGACACCGUGGUCAAGUAUUUUAAAGAAUGUGUAGGUGUGACACUACCCCCAGACACGACUUUAAAAGAACUAAUGGACAACAGUAUCCAGUUCCCCAGGAAGUUUCCUGUCCAAACAGUAAGGUGCUCUAACCUUGUGGGACAGAAACAUGUAACAAAGGAGUUGCUGGAGGAGAAUGCAAAUUCCACAUAUCCUGUAGUGCAUGAGUCAGUGCUGUUCCUCUACAUUCACUUUCUGGAGCAUAAGAAGCAACAUGGAAUUGGUCCAGAGAGGGCAUUGUAUGCCAACAUGGGUAUUCUUGACUUUGUACAGCGCCUGCUAGAGAAAAGAUCAGCAUCAUUCUUUGCCAAAAAUGACAAAUACCUUCUGGUCAGUGGAGCUCAGGGAAUUAGUGGCUGGGAAACAGUUGGAUCGGAAAAUGAAAAGCCUCCAUUAGUUCUUGAAAAUUGUCUGAGUUAUGAUGAAAUGAAACUCUCAGCACUUUUAUCAGUAUCUUCAUGGAGUUAUUUCAUCAAUGAGGGUACACGGGAUAACAAGGGUGUCCCCCAAAAGAACACACAGAGCUUUACAACUAGGGGUAUUAUCAUUGGUCUUAUUGGAGCUCGUUUAAAACGAGUUGGGCUGAUGGAAUGGCAAGAGGUCCUGGUAACAAAGACCCAAAACACUAAGGAGAAUGGAUAUGGAGCACCUUCCCGAGUUGGGUCAUCUGAAGAAAAUAGCAAACAAGAGCGUUCUUAUUCCUGGAGACAACUGUGGGCCAAUUUCUAUGGCUUGAAACCACACCUUCCCCUGUUUGAGGAUGUUGUCAAAGUGCGUAAAUCAGGCAACAGAGCUGCCUUGAGUAGGUAUAAAGAGCUGAACAAGGAUCGACUCUUUGACAAUGUAGCUUACAAGAAGCGAGUCGCUGUCUCCAUUGAGACACUUUUAUUGGAGGCAGAAGCCAGAGCAGCUUCCAAGGGAACUACAGCUUAUAUCCAUGUGGUAGGGAUUGGGCUUGGUGUGUGGCGUGCAUCAGAACAUCAGGAGAAGGAGUUCCUGGAUGCGUUUGCAAGCUGUCUCCGCCGGCUGCUCCCAGUUAUACAGCACGUGUCAGAUAUCAAUUUUGCGUGGUUUAAGGAACAAAUGCAUGCUGAAACUUGGAAAGGAAUCACAGAACCAAAUGACAAAGGUCCUGGGAUUCACAUCUUCUUUUCUAAGAGACCACCACAUUCAAAAUUGUCAGAACCUGAAGAUGCUGGAAAACUUCUUGUAGUUUCAUAUGCAUGGGAUGGAAAUGCUCUUCCUGGUAAUGAGUUCUGGAUGGGAAAACUAAGUUCAACUGGAGAUUCGGCUGCUGCAUGUUCAACACAGGUGUCUGAACUGCACAACACUCAUGUGAACAAAAAUAAAGUGAGUGGCAACAAUCUUCACAUUGCUAGUGCAAAGUGGGGAGUCCUGCAUAUAGCAGAAUACUGUGUCAGAAGAAUGAAAAAGUGAUGCAGCAUUUGGAGUUACUGCACAUCAUACUUAUAUAUACAUAUAUAUCUUUCAUGAUAACCUGAAUUUAUUUGGCUAAGUAAUAUAUAUAUAGAAAAUUUAUUUGCUUAUGCACUGCUAUUAAAAACACCUUUGCUUCACCAGCUAACAGAUCUGCCCAAAGUGCUGUGGAACUGACACAAAUUCACUGUAAUGUUUCAGUAUCUUUAUCACGGGUGCUGUGUAGUGCCCCUUAUCACACCCUCUGGCAUGCUGCACCAUAUAAGUUCCCUGUAUCCCAAGAUCAGUGAGUUAAGCCAUUCCCAAUAUAAACCCUAAAAAAUUUUUCCUGUGUAAAUUUUCAUUCCUAAUUUUGACGGUGGUAACUGUUUUUCUUCUACUAUUAUCUCUUGCAGUGUUCACUAUCUUCCUGUAUGCUUCAGCAGAUGAUGCAGUAUAUUCACAACUUAUUCUCUCUACUUGAACAUAAAGUAAUGUAAAAUUAAAAUAAUUAUAUAUUUUAGUUAACUGAUUAAGGUAUCUUCUGUGUUAAAAUUUGUCCAUUUGAGAUUAGAAGAGUAAAGUAAAAAGUAAAAAGUAAAGCUACCCUGUACCAGACCACGAAGGCCCAUAGGGCUG